Suillus fuscotomentosus is the source of this 279-nucleotide messenger RNA. RefSeq lists its product as uncharacterized. The transcript is spliced from 4 exons. The coding region runs from base 1 to 279 and encodes 92 amino acids. NCBI's taxonomy places the organism in Eukaryota, Fungi, Basidiomycota, Agaricomycetes, Boletales, Suillaceae. The record is from RefSeq and is a predicted model, not a curated record.
AUGCCUCCUCGCAUUCUUGCCAGCCCCAAGAAGAAAUGGGCCAAGCGCAAAGACGUUCUGGCCACGCCAAUGCAGGAACAGGAGGGCUCUACAUCCCUUGAUUCUACUGUUCCUGUCCACCCUUGGGCUCCAGAACCACCUCGUGGCAAGGGCCGAGGCUGUCAUCCAAAGGUUGCACCCCCACCAUAUACUUCAUCGGCUACUACAAAUGUUCCUAACACCUCACAUGCAGACGUCAGUACCGUGGAACCCUUACAGCCUCUUAAUCCCUUGUUCUGA